Trichoderma reesei QM6a is the source of this 589-nucleotide messenger RNA. RefSeq lists its product as uncharacterized. The transcript is spliced from 4 exons. Lineage: Eukaryota; Fungi; Ascomycota; Sordariomycetes; Hypocreales; Hypocreaceae. The record is from RefSeq and is a predicted model, not a curated record. The coding region runs from base 27 to 392 and encodes 121 amino acids.
ACCACAAGCCGUAGACAGUCGCAAUCAUGCAUUUCACUCAGCUGCUCCCGUGCAUCAUUGCCUCUGCCUCGGUCGCAGUCGCCCAGCUCAUCCCCGUCGGCCCUAUCGCAACAUUCUACACUGAGCCAGACUACCAGGGCAAUUCCUUCAUCGCUCUCCGAGUCGACAAGUGUCUUCAGCUGCCCCAGGGCAUCGUCGGAAACGUGAGCUCAGUCCAACUGCAGCAGUUCCCAAGCCCCUACUACGUCUCCUGCACCCUUUACAACGAGGAUAACUGCCACAAUCCGGCAGCUUCGGCCAUCUACUACGCCAUCUCAAUAUUCGACAACAACUACUUGCCUGAUCACAACGUUCGAUCGGUUUCUUGCGCGUUGACCCGGCUUUUCCCUUGAUUGAAAUGAGGAAGAAGUGGUCGGACUUAUGGUGGAGGUGUUGUUCUAGAUGAAACCAGGCAAAGGGACGACGCUGUUGCUUCAAUCACGAGAAGCUGUAUGGAUGGGCAUUCUGCAUGAUCUUAUGAUGAUUGUUGAACUUCACUCUUAGAGGAGCAAUUAUACUCGAAACUACGAAUCCCUGAAAUAUGCCCUUC